This is a messenger RNA of Megachile rotundata (alfalfa leafcutting bee), 1306 nucleotides long. RefSeq lists its product as uncharacterized. Gene Ontology annotation, cellular component: nucleus. The record is from RefSeq and is a predicted model, not a curated record. Lineage: Eukaryota; Metazoa; Arthropoda; Insecta; Hymenoptera; Megachilidae. Gene Ontology annotation, biological process: regulation of transcription by RNA polymerase II. Gene Ontology annotation, molecular function: RNA polymerase II transcription regulatory region sequence-specific DNA binding; DNA-binding transcription factor activity, RNA polymerase II-specific.
UAAAUCGUCUAUAGAUGAAAAUAUAUGAAUGGGGUAGAAGCACGUGUGCUGUAAUGCAGUUAUAAAUAUUAAUAUAUUAUGAACACUACACAAUGUCUUGUGCGUAUGAAGUAUGGAAACUUUGUAUUAGACAAAAUUGUGUUAAUAAACUCAAGUUAGAACAAUUAAUUAUUGUGAGAGGUUAAGAUUUGGAAGUUUGUAAUUUGGCAAAAUAAUUUAACAAUGGGACAAGAUAAAAAUUCUGAAACACAUAGCGUUCUCUCAGAAUCUGAAACUCGUCUGAUAAAAAAUAAUAUCACAUGUUCUGAAGUUAAGAAAGAUGAGAAAAGACAUAAGUGUACUUAUCCUGGCUGUGAAGCAGCUUAUUGUAGACCAUCCCGAUUAAUGAGACACUUCAGAUCUCACACUGGAGAGAGAAGCUAUAAAUGUAAUUAUGAAAAUUGUGAUAAAGCCUACACAAAUGCUUGUCAUUUGAAACGUCAUAUGGAAACUCAUAGUGACAUAAAAACAAUGUAUCAGUGUCCUGAAUGUUCAAUAUUUAUUGCUCAUCGCUAUAAUUUGAAGCGUCAUUAUAAAACUCAACAUGAACGUGAGAAAUUAACUUGUAAAGAAUGUAAUGCAUCUUUCACUAAAAAGUACCAGCUUGCAGCUCAUAAAGCAACUCAUAACCCAGUGCUAUAUAAAUGUGAGAAAUGUAAUAAGAGUUUCACAAAUCCCACAAAAUUCAAAAAUCACAAGGCUACUCAUGAGAAACUUAAACAAUAUCCAUGUACAAGAUCAGGAUGCAAUGAAGUGUUUGAAAACUGGAUACUUUUUCAAAGCCAUUUAAAAACUCAACAUGUAAAUGAUUACAAAUGCAAGGAUUGUGAUAAACGAUUUUUACAGAAACAUCAUUUAAGAGUCCAUUCUCAAGUUCACAUAAAACACAGAUUACUUAUACCUUGCCCAUAUGAAAAAUGUCCGCGAGUGUAUUACUUCCAAAAAAAUUUGGAUCAACAUAUAAGAGUCUACCACUUAGAUCAGAAAUACGAGUGCGAUAUAUGUAAGAUAAAAAUUACAACAAAACGAAGAUUAACAGAACAUAUUCAGAAAUUACAUAUGUUAGAAACAAGGAUAAAAAGAACCAAAAAGUUACAACGUAAAAGGAGAAAAGAUGCAGACAAACCUAAAAGAAGUAUGGUUUCUAAAUUGACUGGAAUUAUAUUACCACAAAAAGUAGAAAAAGAAAUAUUAGAAAGAAAAGAUUUCAGUUUGGAAAAAUUCAUAGAAGUAUUAAAUGAGAACUGACAUUUGUAAUCCAUAAGUU